Messenger RNA from Podarcis muralis (Common wall lizard), 6258 nucleotides. It is a transcript of the gene MTSS1, whose product is annotated as MTSS I-BAR domain containing 1. The record is from RefSeq and is a predicted model, not a curated record. NCBI's taxonomy places the organism in Eukaryota, Metazoa, Chordata, Lepidosauria, Squamata, Lacertidae. Gene Ontology annotation, biological process: plasma membrane organization; adherens junction maintenance; positive regulation of actin filament bundle assembly. Gene Ontology annotation, cellular component: actin cytoskeleton; cytoplasmic side of plasma membrane. Gene Ontology annotation, molecular function: actin binding; phospholipid binding.
CCCGGGGAAGCAAGGUUCCAAAGGCUCUGCGCUGAGGCUCGAGCCGCCGCUGGAGCGCGCGCCUGGGUGCAGCCUUGCCGCGGUGUGGGGAGCACGGCCAGGGGAGAGAGAGAGCCCGGUCGUCGUCGGAGGCAGGGAGGCUGGGUGGAUUUUUAUUUUUAAUUUUUUUUGCAAGCCGAGGAAUCGGCACGCGGCUAGGCAUUUGGGGAGGGGAAGGGGGCUUUUCUUUGUUUUGAUUCGCUAGCUGCCGCAGAUUCCGACCAUUAUUAUAAUUAUUUGCGUUUAAUCCAAAACGCAGCAGCAGCAGCAGCUCUGGUGCCUGCGAAUACGAGCGCCGGUGUUCCCUCUCUUUCUAUUGAUGCAUUCGAUGCAAUAAAUAGGCUUUUUUUUUUAAGGCGGGGUUGUUUAAUUCUGAAUUUCGCAGGGUUUUUGAGCGGCGUUUACUUUCUUUUUUGAAAAGCAGAUUUAGUCGUUUUCUUAAAAAACAUUUUUCUUUUUGCAUUCUCCCCCCCCCGCAAAAUCGGGUCUGCAGCUGUUCCAAGAGUACUUGCUUGCGAGGGAGGGGGUCUGUUGUCGGAGGCAGCUGAGUGAAGCCUCCUUUGCUGCAGCCGAGGCGUUUUGCAAGCCGCCAGCUGCCCGGCUUUGCUCCUCUCCCCAGCCUCCAUCGCGCAACCUACCUACUUGUUGUGUGGGGGGCAUGAGCAAGAAUGGAGAACGAUGGACCUUGUUGCUAUCUUUGUGUGCGGGGGAUAGAGAUGUCUUGAUUUCGUCCAGCCGUGGGACUUUUUUCUCCAGGGCAGGGUUGCUAUAGGCGCUGCAAGAGACAAACCGAAUAACAUUGGUGGGCAGCGUUAGAGAAAAGCUCAGAAGCGAAAGAGAAGCGGCUCUGCUGCUUUUGAGAUUGAAGUCUUUAUUUUUAUUUUAUUUUCAGAGAAAUCUCUGAUUUUGACUGCUCCCUCCCCGAAGGAUAGGAAUUGAAAUAAGUAGGGGUGGGUCGCGUGUGUACAUUUUUAUUUUUUAUUUUUGGGGGGCUUGCGAAUCCGCAGCAGUUUCUUCGGCGUCCUCCUUGAUCCGGGCGAGGAAAAAAUGGAGGCUGUGAUCGAAAAGGAAUGUAGCGCGCUCGGAGGACUCUUCCAGACCACCAUCAGUGACAUGAAGGGAAGCUAUCCGGUUUGGGAAGAUUUCAUAAACAAAGCUGGGAAGUUGCAGUCUCAGCUUAGGACAACGGUCGUAGCAGCAGCGGCGUUCUUAGAUGCCUUUCAGAAAGUGGCCGACAUGGCGACCAACACCCGUGGUGCUACAAGAGAAAUUGGCUCUGCUCUGACCCGAAUGUGCAUGAGGCACAGAAGCAUAGAGUCCAAACUCAGGCAGUUCUCAAGUGCUUUAAUAGACUGUCUGAUAAACCCACUUCAAGAGCAGAUGGAAGAAUGGAAGAAAGCAGCCAAUCAACUGGAUAAAGACCAUGCAAAAGAAUACAAGAAAGCCCGCCAGGAGAUUAAAAAGAAAUCUUCAGACACACUGAAACUACAGAAGAAAGCAAAGAAAGGUAGAGGAGACAUCCAGCCUCAGCUAGACAGCGCCUUACAGGACGUGAACGAUAAAUACCUACUUCUUGAAGAAACAGAGAAACAGGCCGUUAGGAAGGCCCUGAUUGAGGAACGCGGCAGAUUCUGCUCAUUCAUCUCCAUGCUGCGGCCUGUGAUUGAAGAAGAAAUCUCAAUGCUGGGAGAAAUAACUCACCUGCAGACCAUCUCAGAAGAUCUGAAAAGCCUCACUAUGGACCCUCACAAGCUGCCGCCAUCAAGUGAGCAGGUAAUUCUAGAUUUGAAAGGCUCUGAUUAUGGCUGGUCCUAUCAGACUCCUCCAUCAUCUCCCAGUACCACCAUGUCAAGAAAAUCCAGUGUGUGCAGCAGUCUGAACAGUGUAAACAGUAGUGACUCACGGUCAAGCGGCUCACACUCUCACUCACCCAGUUCACACUAUCGCUACCGCAGCUCCAACCUGCCCCAGCAAGCGCCGAUGAGGCUGUCCAGCGUGUCCUCGCACGACUCCGGCUUCAUGUCCCAGGACGCUUUCCAGUCCAAGUCGCCAUCCCCCAUGCCGCCAGAGGCCCUCAACCAGCAGAAUUCGUCCAGCUCUGCCUCCUCGGAAGCCUCUGAAACCUGCCAGUCAGUCAGCGAGUGCAGCUCCCCCACGUCAGUCAGCUCAGGCUCUACCAUGGGGGCUUGGGCCUCCACAGAGAAGUUGUCUAAUGGGUAUUAUCACUGUAGUUUGUCCAGUGGCCCAUCCUUAGCUUCCGUUGGUGCAGGCCCUUCCCCUCAUUUCCCGCCUGUCUCCCACGCAUGGACCCGGGCUUCCUCUUCCACCACCCUCCUUCCAGACUGCGCUCAUUAUUACACCAUUGGGCCAGGCAUGCUACCAUCAUCUAAGAUCCCUAGCUGGAAGGAUUGGGCUAAGCCAGGUCCUUAUGACCAGCCCUUGGUAAAUACUUUGCAACGCCGGAAGGAAAAACGAGAAGGAGACCCCGCCGGGGGAGCACAGAGUGGACCAGCUCUGGCCACCGAGGAAGCUCAGAGACCUCGUAGCAUGACUGUGUCGGCCGCCCCAAGGCAAGGAGAGGAGAUGGAGGCCUGCGAAGAGCUAGCUCUGGCUCUGACUCGAGGGCUGCAGCUGGACACUCAGAGGAGCAGCCGGGAUUCCCUGCAGUGUUCCAGCGGCUACAGCACCCAGACGACCACACCUUGCUGCUCAGAGGACACCAUCCCCUCGCAAGGUAAGCAAUUUUCGGACUACGACUAUUUCUCCGUCAGCGGGGACCAAGAGCCGGAGCAGCAGGAAUUCGACAAGUCUUCGACUAUUCCGAGAAACAGCGACAUCAGCCAGUCGUACCGCCGCAUGUUUCACGCCAAGCGUCCUGCGUCCACCGCGGGCCUCCCCACCACCCUUGGGCCUGUGCUGGUUACUCCCGGCGUGGCCACCAUCCGGCGGACCCCUUCCACCAAACCGACGGUCCGGCGUGGGACCAUAGGGGCAGGGCCGAUACCCAUCAAGACGCCCGUGAUUCCGGUCAAGACGCCAACCGUCCCAGACAUGCCGGGGGGGCUGCCCAGUGUGCCAGGCGGGGCUGAAGAAAGCCCUGAGCAAAGCCCGGAGGCCGGAGGCGGCAAUUUGGUUGGAGUCGGUGCAGCCUUGCCGUGGAGCGGUCAGGCACCCGCCAACCCUCCCGCUGUGAGCCAGAAGCCGAGUGCCGGAGAGGAGCAGAGACAGGCAGCCGGGGAAAGGGAAGGAGAGCCCGGAGAAAGGGAGAGCCCCAACAUGACUGCUCCCCCAUGCCAGCCGGUGCCUCAGUUGGGGGACCAGAAUCUCGGAGAGGCCCCGCAAGGCGAAGACAUGCUGAAUGCCAUUCGCCGGGGUGUGAAGCUGAAGAAGACCACCACAAAUGACCGCUCGGCACCCCGCAUUUCCUAGACGCUGGACCACUGCCAGUUGACCAGCUUAACAGAGACUGAACUACCUGAUGAAACCGUCUGUCUGUCCAUUCCACUGUACAAUCAGAAUUUGCAGGAUGCUCAUUAGCAAAGCAGCUGGAAACGUUCUUUAAAAUGGAGGGCAGCGGGGGUGGGAGGAGGGAGGGGACCUGCAAACUAAAACGCUUAAGGCACAGCCUCUUUUCUGAUAUUUUUAUUUUUAAUUUUUUUGUAAAUACUGCUGAUUAUUAUUUUUUCCUGCACAUUUUUAACCUGAGUUUCCCUUUUGAUUCCCCCCCCCCCCGAAGGUGCCAAAUCCUGUGUAACUUUUUUAUAAACACUUUGUACAAAACAAAAGGAAAAACAAGUUUUACAUGCGUACGAAGAAGAUCAAGUAGCUUAAACUUCGGCAAGGAGAGAGUAGUAGUAAUGCAUUCUCGCUCUCCCCAGGAAUUUUUAUUUUUUAUUUUUAUUUUGCAAAGCACCUUGUCAUGAGAAGGAUGCGAAAACCAGCUUUUGUUUUUUAACGUACGAAGGACGUGGCAAGAAGCAGGUCCUCGCUGAAGUACAGUGACUUUUUUUAUGUUUAAAAGGCAGGAAACAGCAGCUGAUUGAUUAAAGCAAUAUAUAGUGGAAGAGAGAGAGGGGGAGAGCCUGUCAUUGGUUAGUAUUUAGGGGAUAGGAAAAGGGGAGGGACUUUACUGUUGCACAAAAGUAGCUUAGCGGUAGCUUCAAGAUACAUGCGUCCCAAUAAGCCAUAUUGGAUUGCAGUGUUUGUUUAUGUAGGAAGUAUAUGGGCGCUUUACACUAGGAACACCUCCUGUGUUUAGCCUCUCCCAUUAAAAAUUGUCAAGGCUCCAUAAGAUCUCCUGCCUAAGAAGAGCCUCUGUGGACUGUUCCUUUUAAUAAUCAUAAUUUGUAUUAUUCCACCCCACCCUUGUCUUCAGGACUGCACAAGCAACAACUUUUGUCAAGUCAUGCCAUCUUAAGCCAGGUUAGACUUAAGAACUUUUUUUUGUUUUCUCUCUUCACGUUGUCUCGUUUUUUUUCUUUUUCUUUUGUUAGGGGACAGUAAUGAAGAAGUGGAGAGAAAGAAAUGCGUAGACUUGAAAAGGGUUGUGGUGGGGAGAUUUACCAGGGAGUUCUUAGUUAAAAACUUCUCAUUCAACUGGCUAUGCUCAGCAGGCUGGGCAGCUUAACAAACAAACAGCAAACACCCCACUAGUUUUGAGGAAACAACUUGAUCUGAUGGGGAACCAGCUGAGAAUUCUGAUGAAAUGAGAAACGUUUAUCGUAAGGGGCCUGUUUUUCCUUCUCUUAAGUGACAUUUUGGGUUGGUUUUUUUCAUAAAUGCUAAAAGCUUUGGGGGAAUGCGGGAGGGAACGGGCACACAGCUUUGCUUUUUUUAUUUAUUACAGGGGUUACGGGGGGGUUGACCUUUUUUUUUAAGAGACUUCUUAGCAACGAAUUUUAGGAAAGCUGUUAAUAAAUUUAUAGAUGGGUUUUUUUUUCCCUUCUCUUUUCUUAACAUGAAAAUUGCUGUGAUUAUAAUCCAUUUCAUGGGGUCGGUAGAAAACGUGCAUCACUCGUGCACCUCGGGUGUGCUGCACUUUUGUGGGUUGUGUCUUUUUCUUUUAAAGCAUUCUGCAGUCUAAACGAAUACCGUCUGCCUUAUCUCUAUAUGGGCAACGCAAGCGGAAAUAACGGAUCAACAGACCUGCGUGUUGGUGGUUGCAGAGAAGUAGCCCCUACAGCGGGAGGAGCUCAUUUGGGCGUAUGCUCACACAUCUACUCCUCCACGGACAUUCUUGAGACUCCUAUUGGCUGCCAUCUUGCCUACAUAACCUCUUAUGCUUUAAAUACAUAACUGCAUUGGAUGUGAGACGUAUUGUAAAACUGUUAUAGUCACUGUGUUCUAUAUACAUUUACACUGCUGUGGUUGCUUAACACUUUUUUAAGUUAUGGCUUCAGAAGCAAACAAAAAAAACCCACACAAGACAAAAAAAGCAUGAUCUUUAAUUGAUAAACCUCUCCUUUGAUGAAAAACAAGCUCCUUAUUACUUCGAAACAUACAUUAAAACAAGUAGUGUCUCUGGUAUAAUAAGCCCACCCAAUCUUGAUGAAAUAGCGGAUGCGUUCUGCAAAUGAUGCUUCAAGAUCUUUUCCCCAUCACUAAACUAAGGUGGGGCGGGGAAAACAGUAAUUGGACUAAAAUGGAUGCGCGGGGUCACAAUCAUCUCCUGGCAAGCUUCAUGUUGAAAUCAGCUGGCAUUUCACAAGGGCUCAGCAGUACUCUUGUAUAAUUCCCGUUAGUUUUUGUGGGGCUUGGGCAGGAGAAAUUCCUGAUGGAUUGGAUCCAAAAGGUAUGCAUACAAAACAUUUUUUUUAAAAAAAUCCAGCUGUACUCAAGAAGUGCAGCUCCUCUUUAGUUCUUUAAACACUACGAUUUACUCUUGGUUUAAAAUUUUAUUCUCAAAACUGUUGCCAAAAUUCAAUGUUUAGGGUGUAACAAACCACUUUGAAUCAUUCUGUUGGGUUUGAAUUUUUUUUUGGUGUGUGUUCCUUGCCUAUUGUAAAAGCAGUGUCACCGUUUUUUAAAGGAAAAGAUGUUUCUAAUGGUAAGUUAUUGUGGUUUAGUUGCUAGUUUGUACUGAGAGUUGACCUCUCCCCCACGCAUUUUUGUUCUGAAUUGCUAUAAAUAAAAAAUUGCUGUUAACUGUGUUACCCUUCUACAUUGUAAUGAUUGCUUCAGCCUAUAUUAUAAAUAAAGACCUGCUAAUAAACCUCCUCA